AUGCCGAUCAAUUUUCUCUUUUUUCCUCCGCUCUACUGCCCAGUCGGCAUCUAUCGCUUGCUCAGUGAUUCCCAUGUUCGAUCACCCAUCUACUCGCUCUGUCGUAAGGGUUUGGCCACUGGGCUCAUCACAGCGAGCGUCUACGUCCUUGUUACUUAUCCGAUACAGAAUCGCCUGCUCAGCAUUUACCUCAGCUUGUUCUACAGCACUCCCUCCUCACACCGCUUCUCUACGCUGAUGCUUGUCAGCACCCAAUUCACCGCCAUUCUCCAGUUCUUCAUCAACAAGCGCAUCGCUCAGUCCCGGCGUCUCGCGUACUCCCUCACCAUCCAAUCCCGGGCUAAAGAAAACGCUUUCUGGGGCAAAUAUGUCGAGGAAUUCAAUCUUAACACUCCAGCUGGUCGAUCGCUGCAAAAUGAGGCGCUUAAGCAGGCAAAAACCAGAAAAUCGGGCUGGAGCGGUUUGGUUGAGGGUAGAAAGCGCUCUAAAGCCCUCGCUUUGCUAAUCAAACUCCUCCUCCUCCCCGUCGACGUCAUCCCUCUUGUCGGCAUCGUUAUAGGUGCGACUCUCCGCUCUGUCGCCCUCACCAGACGCCUCCUCAAGCCAUAUUUCGCCGCGAAGAAUAUGUCCAAGUAUCAGCGAGAAGUCUUCAUCCAGCAGCGCUCUUUUGAGUUGAGGUCUUUCGGCUUUGCGGCUGCCUUACUCGAACGCACACCUUUCGUUGGCCUCCUCUUCUCCAUAUCUACACCCAUUGCUGCCGCUAUGAUGGCUGUCGACUUUGAAAAACGCCAAAACUCGCUUCGUUGCGUUCAUGACGCUGAUAAACCUCCUUGGGGGAGUGUACACGUCGGUCACGCUAUACCUCAGAAGAAAACGACAUGA
Molecule: messenger RNA, 882 nt
Organism: Wallemia ichthyophaga EXF-994
Lineage: Eukaryota; Fungi; Basidiomycota; Wallemiomycetes; Wallemiales; Wallemiaceae
Exons: 2
Coding region: 1-882 (293 amino acids)
Source: RefSeq, a predicted model, not a curated record